CACGUGACGUGGUCGGUCACGUUGCUUUUCGCGAACAGUUGCGAUAAUUAUUAGCGGUCCGUAGAUGGCCCUGGGCGAAGUCUUCCCACAGUGUUAAUCAAAACUCAAGUACGUUCCAGAAACAACGAAACUAUAGCUUAUUUCCGCCAAGAUAUACAUAAGAUUGUUAUGGCGCACGUCGAAGAAGGACAAAGAAAAAAACAGGGUCCCGUGAGACACACAGGCGGCUGCCAUUGUGGAGCCAUUCGUUUUGAGGUGUGGAGUGCCCCAGAUCUCCACAUAUUCAAUUGCAAUUGCAGCAUCUGUACCAAGAAGCAGAACCGGCAUUUUAUUGUUCCCAAAUCCCACUUUACCUUGCUUCAGGGGUCAGAGAACACAACCACGUACACGUUCAACACGCACACAGCCAAGCACACGUUUUGCAAGACCUGUGGCGUCCAAAGUUUCUACACACCACGAUCUAAUCCUGAUGGCUUUGUCCCAGGUGUGGCUCCCCACUGUUUGGACCCUGGAACUGUAAAGAGCUUAACACUUGAGGACUUCUGUGGGGAGACGUGGGAGGAGAGCGUUCGCAAGCACCCGGCUAUCAGGAGUAUGUCCAAAUCUACACCAGAAACCGGCUAAUACCAGAGGUGAUCACCUCUGUACAGUAACUUGAUAUUCAUUGUUGUUCAAAUCACACUUGAAGAUUUUUGCUGAAUACACCAACUACUCGCACUACAUGGUAAUAUAAAUAAAACAAAUAACUAAAGAAAGAAAUGUCUUCACCUAUGUUACAGCCUUUGGACAUAUUACACAUUGAAACCGAUCAAACAAAA
This is a messenger RNA of Electrophorus electricus (electric eel), 818 nucleotides long. RefSeq names its product centromere protein V (gene cenpv). Gene Ontology annotation, molecular function: carbon-sulfur lyase activity. The record is from RefSeq and is a predicted model, not a curated record. NCBI's taxonomy places the organism in Eukaryota, Metazoa, Chordata, Actinopteri, Gymnotiformes, Gymnotidae.